GAGCAUUUCGGAUUGGCAAACCAGCUAGGCUUCUAUUUCUUGCUUGAUCCUUCUCUGCCCCGCCCCCAAAUUGCGAAUCUUCUCAUGUGAAGCCGACGUCCAACUGAUGCACCUAUAUGUAUCUGUCUUGUCAAGCACCUAACCUCAUAAUGACGAAAAGGCGAUAUAAACUACAAUUCAAAAGAACUUCUAAGCAAAAACUCGUAUUAUUCGUCGUUUUAUUCCUGGUUUUCUUGGCAUGGUCGUCUACAUUGUACAUUGCACAUAAGUCUAGUUCGCCUAGACUGCCUGCAGUGAGUGACUGGUUUCCUCUACGAGCUAUGGCAAAUGCAAAACCGUCGAUUGAUAUAGUAAAUGACUACUACCCUUUCGUAGAUUUCAAGUUCGUUUUCCCGGAGAUUUCUCCCAAAGUUCACACGACACCGAACAUUUUAUUGAUGGUUUUGGUCAAUUCUGGCGCCAAGGGUGACAGGUUUCGAAAACUUCGCAAGGCUAUUCGACAAACGUGGGGAAAUCACGGCAACUGUGAACAACGUAAAGCUUUGGGAGACGAAAGGCUGAAAGACUUAAGGUGGUUACUAGUAUUUGUUGUUGGAAAAGCAGGACGGGGAACGAACGAUGACGAAUUAAACAGGGCUGAAGCUAGACAAUACAAUGAUAUGUUGAUAGGAAAUAUCACAGACAACUAUAUUAAUAAUGUUAUCAAGUUGUACAUGGGUCUGGUCUGGGCCAGUAGAUUUGAUAUAAAAUACAUUUUGAAAACAGAUGAUGAUGUUUACGUGCGCAUACCGCGUAUACUGGAAUAUCUUGUCAAUGCUACGUUUCCGAAACCAUUUUGCGGAGGUGUCACUUACUGGCAUUUUGGUAAAGUAUAUCGCGAAAUUGGUGCCAAAUGGGCAAUUAGUUGGAGAUACUAUGGCGAGACACACUUUCCAAAAUAUAAUCCUGGUGCUUUUUUUAUUUUAUCUAGCGAUCUCCUCAAUAGAUUAUUUAACUAUGUCUACAUAAGAAAACCAUUCCACGUGGAUGACGCUUAUAUUGGGGUCGCAAUGCGAGAUUUCGGGGUAAAAGUUACAAAAAUAUUCUCGUUUGCUCUUAAGCCGAAUAUGAGCGAGUAUAUACGAAAUGCUGGGCACUGUGACAUAUUACCUCUACAUGCCAUUGGACAUAAUAUGGAACCAGAAUCAACCAGAUUUCUUAAUAAUCGUCUCAAAACAUUAGCUUGUGGGCGAAAGCAGAUUAAAUGUUGAUGUUCAUGUGGAACAACAGGGUGUCGGAAGGAAACAAAGAAUCUUUAUAAUCAAAGAGCACUACUUCGUUAAUUAGUGAGAUAACUACGCAAUUGUGUAGAUUAUUAAAUCUUGAUAUGUCAAGUAAUUAUGAAACGGUUGAAUUCUUCAAAGAACAGAGGCGCCGCCACCAAAGUUCGUACAAAUCCGAUGGGGAAUCAAUGGUGCUGGUCGGGAUGCAACAUAGAAUCUUACUGUAAAUACAGAAGAAAAAAAACUAUUGAAAUAACGUAUUGUUAGAAUUUGAAUGCCUCAGCAGUAAGAUGAACGCAAAGAUGCGUUAAAAUAUUGACAGGGUGCAUAUAUUAUACAUAAUGACUUAUUAAAAAUUAAAAUAUCUUUGUAAAGAGCACGAUUUUCCGCUCAUGGGAAUUUAAAGCAGCUUGUUAAACAGUUUCGUUAUGUAUAAAAUUUACUUAUGUUAUACAAUACGUUAUUUCAAAUAGGUUUUUUGGGGACACACUGUAGAUUCUACUCAACCACCGAAUUUACUUGUCAAGUAUUCUGAAAUCAAUAAUUGACAGUCUAAAAAGGUGUGUUAUUAGUUGACCUGCAUGGAAGGACUUAGCAUAGCUCAUAUUCGGUUGUCUCACUAUCCUUUAUUCUUUACAUUUUUAAAAUUGAACAAAAAACAAAAUUAUCAUUUUUAAUUACAAAAUUAUGAAUUUCCCAAAUAUAUAUGUUAGGUAUAUCACGUAUAUGUUAUUAUACUUAAUGUAAAAUUUCAAUUUAAUGUACAAUUCAACCACACACUUCGCAAAAC
Molecule: messenger RNA, 2052 nt
Organism: Paramuricea clavata
Lineage: Eukaryota; Metazoa; Cnidaria; Anthozoa; Malacalcyonacea; Plexauridae
Source: the annotation of a GenBank genome assembly